CUUGUGACCAAAAUGGCGGACGGAGGAAAAGUAAAUCUUGCAAAGAAAAUGUCAAGUUUUUAUCGAAUAACAUCAUUCCUGGUCAUCAUAUUAUCUAUAUCUAAUGCAAGAAAGUUAUCUGAUAUCCAAUUUAAUCCAGGCUGUAAGUUGCCAGAAUGCUCAAAAGACGUUAGAAAUACAUCCCACAUAAAUGUAGCUUACAUACAAGCCAAAGGGCCUAAAGACACUCUACAUUAUGUCAUGAGCUCAGUCGGUAGCACAAGUGUAUUAGUUGCCAUGACAACAGACAUUAAAGCAACAUUAAAUAUAAGAUGGGCCGAUUUCUUAUCAGGCAAUAUGACAAGAAUAAAAAAUUCUAUUAACUUUACAAGUGCAGUUGAAUAUGCUUAUGCAGUUAGUCUGAACAGGGUUUUAGAAUACAAUGAUUUUAAAGAUGUCGCCAGAAUGACAGAAUACUCAGCUAUGAAUGAAUCAUACUGGCGGAAAUUCCCUACGAGCGCGUUUAAUUGGAAUGAUUCUGCAUUGACCUCUGACAGUGAUCACAACACUGUUGUAUUUCAAACUCGCAUGCAGGAUCACUCUAAUUCAACCAAGAUGAACUCUUCCUCGCCAGUCUUCAUGGGCAAUGGAUCAUUGGCUUUAAAGUUCCAAGUGUUUAAUGAUAGCAGUCGUAACCCAAUGUUGCCACAUUUGGCCCACACAAACAACUCUUGCCAGCUGGACCUGGUCCUUUUCAACAUAUCAUCAGCCUUUAAGAGUGCAAGGUAUGCAGUAGAACUGUCUCUUGUCACCACUGAUAAAGCAUCCACUCCCAUGUCAUUGAAGGAAGACACAUCUAUAGAUGAUGAAUACACACCUGGGGUGUUCAAGAUUGAUGACUGGGUAGUUGGCAAUGGUGAACAUCAGACUUACAUCCAGUGGAAGCCAGUCAGCUAUCUAUCAGACCCAGCAUCAAUGAAGGCUUCGACAUUGGCACGUAACUAUGGUCUUCAGAAUAUGGCCAAGACUCCACAGGCAGAUAUCCUCUAUGCUUAUUUUGGUGACAAGUUGGUAAAUGGGCAGCUAGCUGCAAGGUCGGCAAAUGUGUCAUUUGGUUUGUCUAUGGAUAAGUUCUAUGUCAAACAGAACUACACUUCAUGGAGUGCUACCAUUGGUUACGGGCCCCCUCCAGCAGAUACUUUAUCCCUAUUGGUCAUCAUUAUCAUUGCUGUUGGGAUAGGAGUACCUGUCUUGCUGAUUAUGGGUGGCUGUAUCUUCCUGUGUGUGCGUAAACGUAAAGACCAGAAUGACUAUAAACCUUUGAAUGCGGACUAUAACACAGAAUGUACUGUAUCGUACUGUAGUUGCGUAGCUGGCUAA
Messenger RNA from Owenia fusiformis, 1359 nucleotides. The record is from the annotation of a GenBank genome assembly. Lineage: Eukaryota; Metazoa; Annelida; Polychaeta; Sabellida; Oweniidae.